AUGAAUUCAAACAAUAGUACGGUUUCGCAUAUUUCAGAAAAUUACGAAACCAAAUAUUACCUUCAUGAUUAAGACAAAGAAAAUAACAAUAUUUAAAUACCGACAUUUUUAUAAUACUAUCAACUUCAUAAUUCAACCAGUCUUAAUACAAUCACAUAAAAAUUAACACACACUAUUAGCCAAAUUCAAGAAACUGAAAACUCUCUUUAUGAAACCUUAUAGAAAACUGAUAUCACUGAACAAUAGAAGCAAAACAUUAAAAUAAGAAUAAUUAAAUUAUAAAUGCUACAAGUCAUUGCUUAGUUUAAGACUGAAACUUAAUCAAAUCUAUCCACUAUCUAAAGAGAAUUAAGAGAAAUUCAAAAUUAUAUCCUUCAUGAAUUGCUUCAAUUUUGA
Molecule: messenger RNA, 396 nt
Organism: Paramecium sonneborni
Lineage: Eukaryota; Ciliophora; Oligohymenophorea; Peniculida; Parameciidae
Source: the annotation of a GenBank genome assembly